This is a messenger RNA of Linum tenue, 487 nucleotides long. Lineage: Eukaryota; Viridiplantae; Streptophyta; Magnoliopsida; Malpighiales; Linaceae. The record is from the annotation of a GenBank genome assembly.
AUAAAAACGGAAUUGAAGGAUGGAUGGUUUUGAGGAGAAUUUACGGUGAUUCUUUUUCUUAGGAUUUUACGGCGAGCGCAUUCUUCGCUGGGGGAAUGGAGAAGAGGAGAUCCCUGCGGUUCAUCGAUCUCAACCCCUUCUAAGCUUCUCUAUCCCCUUCUUUUAAUCUUCGCCUAUAUCUCUUUUUGAACGAAGAAGGUAAAAAAGAAAAUUGGUGUUGACUGAAUUGUAUUCCUCAAAACAGGGUGGAGGCUCAUUACUCGCAAUUGUGCAGAUCCGCCCCGGGUUUCUGUGGCUUUUUGUUGUUUCUCCAGUUCGUAAGAGGAGGCUGGAAGAUGGAGUCGUGGAACGAUGGCAAAGGAGGUUGCAGGUGGUAGAAAUUCAGGAGGUUGAAAUGGUAGCCGAACGCCGGAGAGGAGGAUCGCUAGCUUCGGGGGAACAGAAGAAAUGCCGCCGCAGGAGGUUGUGCUCUGGUGGUGGUGAGGUU